AUUAUCCAAUUGGUCAUAUGCAGAUAAUCCAUCAAUUGCAAUAUUGAUUGUUUUAUUUUCCCUCCUAAUUGUUGUAUAUCUUAUGAACUUGUUAAUUGGAUUGCUAAAUAUUGCAAUUGAAGAAGAUAAUAAUAGAGUCUCAUAUUUGAUACAGAAGGCAGAAAUUUUGGCUGAGAUUGAGUUAUUUUACCUAUUACCACAUCAGAGACGUUGGCAAACAUGGUUUCCUGAAGUAAUACAUUAUUAUGCUGAUGCUGAUAAGACUCAAAUAGAAAUUAAAAGAUUGAUUAAAGAGGGUGAAUGGGAUAAUAAGGAAUUCAUAAAGACGCAAGAAAAAUUAUUAGAACAACUUCAAAUUAAACGUAAUCCUAAUGGAAAUGUGGUAAUAUCAGAGAAAUUAUCGGCGUUAGAAAAAUUAGAAAAAUCUCAUUGUGAGAUAUUAGAGAAAUUAGAUAAGUUGGGAACAUUAGAAAAAUCUCAUUUAGUUUUCACUGAUCACGAAUUAAAUAAGAUAGAGAAAUUAUUGGAAGAAAUGCAUGCUAAAUAAUUUUUAAUAUUAUGUUAGUUUUUAUAAUUUGAUCAC
Messenger RNA from Rhizophagus irregularis DAOM 181602=DAOM 197198, 583 nucleotides. The record is from RefSeq and is a predicted model, not a curated record. NCBI's taxonomy places the organism in Eukaryota, Fungi, Glomeromycota, Glomeromycetes, Glomerales, Glomeraceae.